Messenger RNA from Adineta steineri, 363 nucleotides. NCBI's taxonomy places the organism in Eukaryota, Metazoa, Rotifera, Eurotatoria, Adinetida, Adinetidae. The record is from the annotation of a GenBank genome assembly.
AUGGCAUCAUCAGACUCUACUGAUACUGUUGUUGCCGCUUCAUCAAAUGAUUCAAAUAGUGGUCGAAUUGAUGUCGUCUCACUUAUUGUUCUUGUAUCUUAUCCAAAACAUUAUCGUAUAUUUGGUGACAAAGAACUUGUACGUGAAGUUCUUCCAAAUGCAUCUGAAUCUGCAUUUGUCUGGUUUGGAAAUUAUUCAGCAGAAAAAGACGAACGUGCAAAUGCUUAUACAGAUGUCAUCGGCAAAAUGAUUCGCUUAGGUUAUCAAAUAUCAGCAGCAACUGGAGGUGGUGGUAACCCAGCUAUUGGUGAUAAUAUGUCGACACAUACAUCACAUUAUAUUUUAAUUCGAAAACGACAAUAA